AUGGUUAAUGGCAAUGUAAUGGAGAAAAAAUCAGAGAAAGACCAUGAAUCCUUUCAAAACAAUACAUUGUAUAAUCGAGAAAAUAGAACGGCUGAAAAUAGAAAUGAAAGACUUUUUUCGAAAAGACAUCGGUCUUUAUCACAUCAGAGUUAUCAACUAGAAAAACAUAAUCAACGAUUUAGUUCAUGUCCAAAUACAAUUCCUCGAGAACCACGAUAUUCGUAUGCUCCGUUAUAUCAGCAUGGAAAAAGAAAGAGUAUCUCUUCAUCGUUUUCUCAUAGUUAUUGUCCUGAAAAAUAUCCUUAUUUAUCAUUACAUCAAACACAUAACCAUUUGGAUCUUGAUUGUUUUUCAGAACAAGUAAGAAAUAAUAUACAUGAUUCGAAUAAAUAUGAAAAAAAUAUGAAUGAAAAUGAAUAUAAAAAAGAAUUUUCUGGUCACCAGUCUUAUUUAAAUAAUAAUACUUCUGUACAUAAAUAUUAUGAUCAACCUUUUAACUCAUAUAUACCAAUGAAGUCUUCAAAAAUGAAUAGAGUUGUGAAAGAAACUAUGCAUUGUAAAGGUAUUUCUAGAGAGGAAGAUUGGGAUAAAAAAGAGAGUUUUUAUGGCAAAAAUACUACAAAAAAAUUAUCUCACUCUGAAUGUAAAAAAGAUGAUAAUUAUGAUUUAAAAACUAUUUCUAUUAAUAGUCCAGUUAUUGAGACAGAUGGAAGUGCUUUUUCGAAAAUAAGUGCAGCAGAAAGAAAGAAUAUGAUUGAGAAUCCUAAUAAUGUUCAUGCUAUUUCUUUUGAUUCGAAUAACUCUUUAAAUAAAAGUUCUGAAGGAAAAAAAGAUAUGUUUUCGGAGCAUAAAUUUAAAGAUGUUUCUUUUCAAGAUAAGGCUAAAUCUCCUCUAUUUUCUCCGCCUGUUUUUUCUAAUGAUAUUGAAAACUAUAAUAGAUAUAAUUCUAAUAAUCACAAAUUUUUUUCUGAAACACAAGAAUUUGCAACUAUGCAUGUUGAAAAUAAAGAAAAUAUUAACGAAUUAAUACAAGAAAGGUUUCAAUUUAUGGAUUUAAAAAAGGCUGACUUUAAUAAUGUUUCUUUACAUGUUUCUGAUAAAAUAAAUGAUCAUAUUAUAUCUAAAGAUUUUUUAACUCAGGAUGAUAAAGGAUUAAUUCAAGAUGUGUAUAAUAAAAUACAAAAAAUCGAUAAAGCAAUAUUAACAUGUAAAAAUCAUCUUUAUGAAAUUGAAAAUAGGAAAUUGCAAACUAUUAAUUUGAAUAAUGAAGAUAAAAAAGAAACAAUUUUCUCUAUGACUAAAUUUCCUGGAUCUUUGUCUAUUAGUGAUUUUUUAUAUGUAGAAACGAAUUUAUGUUCAAAAAUCUAUUCUGAAAACAAGGAAAAGGCGAAGCAGAAUUGUAUUAAAUUUUCAUACAUUAAGAUAUAUAAUGACUCAUUAAAAGAAUACCCUUUUUUUAAAGAAAACGAAUUAAAACAUGAACGUUUACGUCCAUUAUUGUUUUUAUAUAUUUCGCAAAAAAAUAAAAAAAUGCUUGAAAGAAAUAAAAUUCUUCAGUUACAGUAUGAAAAAUAUCAAAAUUCUUGGGAAUCUCAAGUAGAAAAAUUAGAUAAUAUAAAGAAAACAAAGAAACAAGAAAACGAACGGUCUGGAUUCUUUGAUGCACAUUUAGAUAAUUUAUCGUUGAGAAGUUUUAGAAGAGGACAAGGUUUAAAUUAUGGUGAUUUUGUUAGAUCGGAUGCAGAUUUCGAAGAUAUUAUAGCUAAAUUAGGAGUAGAAGAUGAUCGGGUUUCUCGCGCUGCAGUGAUACCUCCUAUGAUUUCAAAUCUUAGUGAAACUAUUAAGUAUCAAUAUGAUGAUAGAAAUGGAAUAGUAGAAGAUCCUAUUUCUUCUUUCCAUUAUCCCACAUGGAUAGAUGUUUGGACAGUAGAAGAGCAUGAACUUUUUAAACAAUUAUUUAUUAAAUAUCCUCAAAAAAACUUUGGCUUAAUUGCUUCUAAUAUUCCAAAUAAGACUAUUUCUCAAUGUGUUUUGCAUUAUUAUCGCACAAAAAAACAAGAAAAUUAUAAAAGCUUAGUAAUCUCAAGGAAUUCUGAUAAAGCAAAAAGAAAAGGCAGAGGUCGUUCGUCAAGAAAAAUGGAGAAAGUUAAAGCAUCUUCUCUCUUAGCAGAUCUUCAGCCUAGUGUAAUAAACGAUGAUAUGGAUGAUGAUUAA
Pneumocystis jirovecii RU7 is the source of this 2214-nucleotide messenger RNA. RefSeq lists its product as uncharacterized. Bases 1 to 2214 code for a protein of 737 amino acids. The record is from RefSeq and is a predicted model, not a curated record. Gene Ontology annotation, biological process: regulation of transcription by RNA polymerase II. Lineage: Eukaryota; Fungi; Ascomycota; Pneumocystomycetes; Pneumocystales; Pneumocystaceae. The transcript is spliced from 2 exons.